AUGGAGAAUCACAGGCUUGAGCGGAAGCACUGCCUCCUGAAGCCGUUCUUGUCGGUGAUUCCGUUCUGCCUAUUCUUGCUGAUGGAUAUCUACAGGAAGUACGAGACCCGACCGAGUUGCGACGGCGAAUCCUGCAGCCCGAGCGAGCAGCUCCGCCACCAGAAAUCAAUCAUGAAGAGCCAGAGGAACGCCCAGUUGAUCGCCGCCGCGCUGAUCUUCUAUUGGCUGCUUUAUUCUGUCACCAAUCUCGUCGUCAAGAUAGAGCAGCUGAAUCAGCGCGUUGAGAAACUCGAGAAUGGAAUUAUGAAGAAGGCAACUAAUCUUUGA
This is a messenger RNA of Linum tenue, 327 nucleotides long. Lineage: Eukaryota; Viridiplantae; Streptophyta; Magnoliopsida; Malpighiales; Linaceae. The record is from the annotation of a GenBank genome assembly.